Messenger RNA from Eruca vesicaria subsp. sativa (arugula), 2229 nucleotides. NCBI's taxonomy places the organism in Eukaryota, Viridiplantae, Streptophyta, Magnoliopsida, Brassicales, Brassicaceae. The record is from the annotation of a GenBank genome assembly.
GUUUUUCUGCUCUUCCACCGUCCUCAUGACAUCACUCUCUCUCCCGCAUUUCCUGCCUCACCGUCUCCGACUGAAUCACCGGAGGAGCCAAUGCAGAUGUUGUUUGUCUUCCACAACGAAUGAAUCUUCCACGGCGGUUGUGUGGUUCAAGCAAGACCUUCGUGUUGAUGAUCACCCUGGCCUAAUCGCCGCGUCCAAACACAGAGAAGUCAUACCUCUUUACGUCCUUGAUCGUCGCAUUCUCUCGCGAUACACAACGGAGACUCUAGAGCUAGCUAUUAUAGCAUUGGAAGAGUUGAGAAGUUCCUUGAAGAAGCAAGGUUCAGAUCUUAUGCUUAGAUACGGUAAUGCAGAGAAUGUUAUAGAAGAUCUUGUCAAAGAGGUGCAAGAGCCCUUUGUUUUUGCUGAAGAAGAGGUAGAACACCAUCUUUGUGAGGUCUUGGAAGAUGUUAAGAAGAAAAUUGAUGGCGAUUCGUUUCCUGGAGAAUCACCGAGGGUUGUUUUGUGGAGGACUCCUUUUUAUGAGACUCAAAGUUUGUCGGAUCUGCCACAUUCUUGGGAAGAGUUUAAGAAACUAAAGCUUCCUGUAACUGUGCCAGUUCCUGCACCAAGAUUACGAUCUCCAGAAAGUGAAUUGCAGUGGGGUUCUGUGCCAACACUUGAUGACCUGAAGGACUAUAUGAAGGAAAGCUUAUGCGAAAAAGAAAAGAGCUGGAGGGAAAUAGCACAUGCAUCUGCAGAAAGAAUAUUAAUGAAAAGGAACUUGAAAGGGAACAAUAUGGAGCCAAAUGUUGAUGGAUUUUUAGGGAAGAAGGUGCAGAACUCUGCUUUUAUCACGACAAAUAGAGAUACUAUUGGAGGUGGAACUGAGGCUGUACUGAAUGGAUUAGCAGGAUACUUGAGGUACUUGGAGGGUACAAGUAGAGAUGACUGGCAAGAGGUUCAUGCAAGGCUACGUGAUGCUGAGAUUAGGCCAGGAGCUUCAUUUUUCAAACUUUUUGGACCUGCUCUCUGUCUUGGUAUUGUAUCCAGAAGAAGGGUUCACUCUGAAGCAAUAGAGUAUGAAAAAGAAAGGAAUGCUGGGUUUAUUUCUCCUUUUGGAUACUCAGCUUCUACAGUAUCUGCUGCUGCUGAUGCUGUGUGCUCUAUGGAGUGGUAUUCACUUAUGGCUCUAAAUAAAGAGAUGACUGAUGAUAAAAGGAUUUGGAGAUGGAAGGGCCAUCUUAUUCAGUACACAGUGGUUGGUAAUGAAGGCCCUGCUGUUCUCCUUGUGCAUGGAUUUGGUGCUUUUCUAGAGCAUUACCGUGACAAUGUAGACAACAUAGUAAACAGCAAAAACCGAGUAUGGACCAUCACAGUCUUGGGUUUUGGAAAAUCAGAGAAGCCAAACAUCAUUUACACUGAGCUUUUAUGGUCAGAAUUGCUGCGGGAUUUUAUGAUUGAAGUGGUUGGUGAACCAGCACAUUGCGUUGGGAACUCAAUCGGUGGUUACUUCGUUUCAUUAAUGGCAUUUCUUUGGCCAGACUUGGUUAAGUCUGUUGUCCUUGUUAACAGUGCUGGCAAUGUGAUACCUGGUUACUCUCCUCUCCCAAAAUCUAUAGAAAGGCGAGUUCCAUUUGGUGCACCACUUGGUGCUAGACUUCUUAUCUUGUUCUUACGGUUCAAUGUCAAAAAGCUAUUGAAGGAUUGCUAUCCAGUUAAACCUGAGAGAGCUGAUGAGUUUUUGAUCACAGAAAUGCUAAGAGCAUCCCAAGAUCCAGGUGUGGUUAUGGUCCUGGAAAGUAUCUUUGGCUUUGAUCUUUCACUUCCUUUGAAUUAUCUCCUCAAAGGGUUUGAGGAAAAAACUCUAGUAAUACAGGGAAUGAAAGAUCCCAUAUCUGAUCCGCGAAAGAAAGUGGCCUUAUUGAAGGAGUUCUGUCCAGGAAUGGUGAUUAAACAAGUCAAUGCAGGUCACUGUCCCCACGAUGAGAUCCCAGAGGAGGUGAAUUAUAUCAUCUGUGAAUGGAUUGCCAAUGUUAACAACGAUGAACAAGAAGCACUUAAAAGCCUCAUCGCAGCAGACUUGCCACAGUAAACAAAAUUAAGGAUUUGGUGAGCAGAAAGCAAUUUCAUUGUGGUGAUAAUAAGACAUUAGAAUGCAAACUAAUUCCUACAUGUAAUCAAAAGAUGCAUGACUAGUUUAAAAGCAAUACAAAGGAACCAUUACUAAGAAAGAAAAAGUGAGAAAAG